Pocillopora verrucosa is the source of this 1801-nucleotide messenger RNA. Its product is annotated as sulfiredoxin-1. NCBI's taxonomy places the organism in Eukaryota, Metazoa, Cnidaria, Anthozoa, Scleractinia, Pocilloporidae. The record is from RefSeq and is a predicted model, not a curated record. Gene Ontology annotation, molecular function: sulfiredoxin activity. Gene Ontology annotation, biological process: cellular response to oxidative stress. Gene Ontology annotation, cellular component: cytoplasm.
ACACCAUGGCCCAAAACUGCUGCGUUCAACUAUGAUACAGAAAUGGCCGCUACGUUUGGUUCAAUCCAAAUUUGCGUUAAUGUGUUGCAUAACUGAGCCAUUUAUGCGAUCAAUGGCUGAAGGAAGCAGUGUGCAUUCAGAUGGAAUCAAAGAAGUCCAUCAGGUACCGAUGAAUGUCAUCAAUCGACCAAUACCUUCUGUGCUUGAAGAAGAAAAAGUGCAGUCUCUAAUGAAAACAAUCCAGGAUGAGAAUGCAAGAUAUUCUGUGCCUCCAAUUGAUGUAUUAUGGAUCAAAGGAAGAUUAGGUGGUGACUAUUUCUACUCAUUUGGGGGAUGCCAUAGGUUUGAAGCUUACAAAAGACUUAACAAGAACACAAUUCCCUGCAAGCUAGUUAAAUCAACAGUUGAAGGCCUUAAGGUUUAUUUAGGAUCUUCUUUGCCAGACCUGAAAUAAGAAUCAGUCUGUAGUGUGUUUUUGUGAACAUGUGUGACUCCACAAUUCUCAGUCAUCUACAAUAAUAGGGCUGGCAAAUAGUGAAAUGUGAUAUCCUAGUUUGAAUAUUGUUACCCUAAAAUCUUAAUCACACUUCAGUAGAAAAUAAAACUAUGUACAUGAAAGGCAUAUAGUCAUGAACUGUAUAGAAAUGGUAUUUUCAAAAUUGUACAUAUUAUUAAGAAUUGUCUUAUAAUUGAAUGACAAUAUUUCAUUAUUCUCAGUUAUCACUCUAUUCUUUAAUUUUCUCUAAAACACUCCAUACUCUUACUCCUGACCAGACAUAAUACACAGGCCCAGUUGGUUUGGUUGAGCACAGACUCUUUUUCUCCUUCCUUUAAUCCCUUUGACUCCCAGAGGUGAUUAUCAUAUAACUACUCCCUAUAAUAUCCAUACAUUAUACAGCAAACAGGUAGUGAGAAUACGCAAACUCAUCAGGUACAAUUUAUAACCUUGAUUGAACACCAAGUUCUCGUAAUCAAUUUACUAGGAAAUGUGUUGUAGCUAGAGGGGAGGAUUGACAAUCAGAUCUUGGGAGUUAAAGGGCCAAUCCCUUUAAAUAACCUGUCCUACCACCUCUGAAUUCAUUGUAAUGCAAGGGAUAUUAAUUUGAGAAAUUAAAUGGGUUGGGUAUGCUUACAGGUAUUUGUUUUCACAAUCAUUGAGUGUGUCUAUAGGGAAAGGGACUGAUUAAUUACAGUGUUUGCACAUGUAGAACUUGUGUAUGUUUUUCUGUCCACUCUCUCGUGACUCCACCACUCAAGAAUAUUCUGAUGUCUUGUGUACACUGGCCAGUUUCUCUUAUAUUUCUUUGCUCUUUGGCUGGAAUUUGCUCCUGUGACAAAUACAAGCCACAGGUUGGGUUCAACUAUAUGUUGCUACAUAUUUUUGAGUCUCUUGCCUGCAGAUCAAAUUGACUUAUUUUGGACAUAUCAUUCCUGUCUCAAGUCUGGAGAAUAACUUGGUCAUUCAUUCAGGAAAAAAUUUUGGCAUUCUUAUUACUUAUGUUAGCAUUUUCUUAUUUCUUUGUAAAUAAAUGUGCAUUUUCUGCAAUCCUCUCUAGUUUAUUGUGCUUGAAGUUGUCAGAUUGUCCUUGAAAAAUCUGUGGAAAAAGUCUUUCCAUGAGCCACAUAUCAUGGGGAAAGAGAUCCCAUACAUUACUCUUACAAAUAGGGUUGGAAUAGUUUAUUUCUAUUUGUGGGUUGGUAAACUGUCCAAAUUAACGAAGCCUUACAUAUGAGCUCCAAGAAGAACCUCCAGGUCCCAGGUGAUGAACUUCCUUGUUACAAAAGUGUUCUGAGAGGUAGG